This is a messenger RNA of Malus domestica (apple), 1986 nucleotides long. Its product is annotated as vicilin-like seed storage protein At2g28490. NCBI's taxonomy places the organism in Eukaryota, Viridiplantae, Streptophyta, Magnoliopsida, Rosales, Rosaceae. The record is from RefSeq and is a predicted model, not a curated record.
GAAAGCAAAAAAAGAAGAAAAAAUGGGAAACAAAGUGAUCAGGUUUGUGGUUUUGAUGCUGGUGAUGUGCUAUGGAGUUUCAAUGACGGUGGGGUACACUGGUGACCAGGAUGAGGGUUGGAGGACAGGGACGACGGAGGACAAAGAAGAUUGGAAGGAGGAGCAGGAAAGCGGUGGGAGAAGGAGGUGGCCGGAGAAGAAGGAGGAGGAGCAAUAUCCGGAAUGGGGAGGAGUAGAAUCGAGAGAAGAUAGGUUUUUGCUGCCAGAAGCAAAGCAUGUAGUGAAAACUGCAGCAGGAGAGAUGAGAGUGGUGAUGGGUGCGCUUGGUAGGGCUGUAUAUAAGCCCAUGCAUAUUGGGUUUAUUACCAUGGAGCCUAAGUCCCUCUUUAUUCCUCAGUAUCUCGACUCCAAUCUCAUCCUCUUCGUCUGCAGAGGAGAAGUAAAGGUGGGGUUGAUCUACAAAGAUGAAUUGGGAGAGAGGAUAUUGAAGGCAGGGGAUGUGUAUAUAAUUCCAGCUGGGUCUCCAUUUUACUUGGUGAAUACUGGGGAGGGCCAGAGGGUUCACAUCAUUUGCAGCAUCGACAUUUCUGAGAGUUUGGGAAUGGGUUUGCAGUCUUUCUUCAUUGGCGGAGGAAGCAACCCGCAGUCUGUUAUUGCUGGAUUUGACCAUGAAGUACUUGCAAAUGCCUUCAAUGUCACGUCAUCAGAACUAAGCGAAAUGUUCACAAGUCAACAACAAGGUCCGAUUGUCUUUGUGCCCGAAUCUCAUUCGCCAAGCGUCUGGUCGAAAUUCCUCCGGCUAAAACAGCAAGACAGACUUCAAGAAAUGAAGAGUACGUUUGACAUCCAACAAGAAGAUCAUCACCAAGGCAAAUCAGAAACAUGGUCAUGGAGGAAGCUCUUGAACUCGGUGUUUGGCGCUGAUUCGAAUGAAAACAAGAGGCGAGAUGACUACGACAAGAAGAGGCGAGAUGACUACGACAAGAAGAGGCGAGGUGACUACGACAAGGGCAAGGGAAGAGGAAAAUCACCGGACUCUUACAAUCUCUACGACAAAAAACCCGACUUCAGAAACGACUACGGAUGGAGCAUGCAGCUCGAUCAUUCUGAUUACUCACCGUUGGAACACUCUGGAAUUGGCGUUUACCUUGUCAACCUCACUGCCGGUUCAAUGAUGGCACCACAUGUGAAUCCCAGAGCGACAGAAUACGGCAUAGUGUUGAGAGGCUCCGGAACGCUACAGAUUGUGUUCCCAAAUGGGACACAAGCCAUAAAUGCCAAGAUACAAGAAGGUGAUGUGUUUUGGGUGCCGAGGUACUUCGCAUUCUGUCAAAUCGCGUCAAGAACCGGACCACUUGAGUUCUUCGGAUUCACAACUUCCGCUCGGAAGAACAGGCCUCAGUUUUUGGUCGGUGCAGCAUCCGUUCUUCAGGAGCUCAAAGGACCCGAGCUUGCAGCUGCUUUCAGCGUGAGCGAGGACCGGUUGAGAAAGUUUAUUGAUGCUCAGCGUGAGGCAGUGAUCUUGCCUACGGCACAAGCAGCACCUCCGUACAAGGAAGAGAGGAAGCCACCGAAGGAGGAAGAGGAAGAGAGGAAGCAGCAGCAGCCGGAGGAAGGCGAGAGAAGAGAGGGCGAGAGAAGGGGGGAUGCGGGAAGGGGCGAGGGAAGAAGGGAGGAUGACAGAGGGGAUAAGGGGAGGUUUGAGAGGGUGCCGGAGGUGAUCAAGAGUAUUGGGAAUGACAUGGUUAUGGGAUUUGAUUAAGAGAGUCUCACAGGUGAAUAAAGAGUGGCCUUGUGGAGUUUUUAUUUUUCGAGGUUAUUUAGGAGCUUUUUGUUCAUGUUUUUAGCUUUUGUACUUGGUCUUGUCUUUCUUCUUUUGGUUAAAAUUUGUAGUUAUGUUACGUUUGUGAAUGACUUGCUCGCGAAUAAGAAAUGUACUACCUUUUGUUUUUGUUUGGUGGCUAUCGGAAUUGCUUGUUUUACAAC